Molecule: messenger RNA, 1712 nt
Organism: Monopterus albus (swamp eel)
Lineage: Eukaryota; Metazoa; Chordata; Actinopteri; Synbranchiformes; Synbranchidae
Gene: mrpl9
Product: mitochondrial ribosomal protein L9
Exons: 7
Coding region: 200-1120 (306 amino acids)
Biological process (GO): translation
Cellular component (GO): ribosome
Molecular function (GO): structural constituent of ribosome
Source: RefSeq, a predicted model, not a curated record
AACUAUUUCAGCUGGUGGGUCCUGUUACGUGUUACUUCAGUUAGCUUGUAUGUAAUGGCUAACAUGCUUUCUGUGGUGAGCUGAAGUGUAAAUGAGGAAUACAUUGAUAGUAUUUGUACAUAUGUAAAGGCUGCGUUCAACUCUAGUGAUACGUGUCAAUAAAACCGUGGACGGUGCUUAUCUACGGUGUUGACUGAACAUGUGGAGCUCAGGCCGCCGUGCCCUUCACGAUUUGCUCUGCCAGUCUUCUGUGAGGAGUUUCUCUCUGACUCCUACUCAGAACACAGUUGUGGUGGAGCGAUGGUGGCAAGUCCCCUUGUCUAAAGUAGGCAGUCCUCCAAGGCUUCAUCCACGAAGACACAGAAUCUACAAGCUGGUUGAAGACACCAAGCACAGUCCCAAAGAGAAGAUGGAGCUCAUCCUGACUCAGACAGUACCAAAGCUCGGUGGGAGAGGAGACACUGUGUUUGUGAAAAAGUCUGUUGGCCGAAAUAAGCUGCUGCCCCAAGGCCUCGCAGUGUAUCCAUCACCAGAGAACAAACAGUUGUUUGCUGAGGAGUUAAAACUUUUGCAUGAGGGAAAACCGGAGGACAGAAUCCAAACCCGCACUGGACAAUUAACGGUGGAGUUCCUUAAACGCUCGAAGUUGAACAUAAUGAAAGUGCCCUGUGCUGAAUUCCAACUCGUUAAAGAGGUCGUCUGCAGACAGUUUCUCAAAAAGCUGGGAGUUGUUGUACCACCUCAAGCACUGAGUCUUCCAUUUGAACCGAUUAAGGAAUUGGGUGACUACUGGUGUGAAGUUACGGUUAAUGGAAUAGACAGAGUUCGCAUCCCCAUGUCACUGGUGCCAUACGAGGACCCGUCUGCAAGUUAUCAGAGGCAGUUGAAAGCUCAAAGGCAGCUGCAGGCAGCUGCAGAUACUUUAGAAGCUGCUGAUGAGGAAGCAGCAGUCUUGAAGACAGUUUCUGAUGUAGCAGGGGAGUCUGAGGCUGGUGAUGACACUGAGAGUCAAGUUAGCGAAGCUUCAGGCUCAGCAGGAGCCUCUGGUGUUGAGGAAACGGCAAGUACACAGACAACUCAGGGCACAACAGCACCACCAAGUGACAGUCCAAAAAAAUGAUUAAAGGACACCAAAUGAUGACACCCAUACCACUACAGUGGAUUGUGUUUUCCUAUAAUACAAACUAUACUUGCAUAAAAUGUUGUCAGAGUAAUUAUUCAAGUGUUAUGCAUUUGGUUUACAUGUGGCAAAAGUUUUGGCUUUUCAACACAAUCCAAACCCUGUCAAUUAAAUUGGUGUUCCCUUCUAGUGGUUGUGGACGUCAUUAAAACUAUAAUCUGAGAAUAUGUAAUGUCCUUUAGUGUUGGAUAAAGUUCCUGUGGGAGGUUUCCAAGGACCUUGUUUGACAUCAAAGGAAUGAUGCAGAGGUAUGUUAGAUAUGGGUAGUAUAUUGCAUUUGGAUAAACUGAUCUCUUAUUGAACCAUAUGUAAACAGACUAGUUGCAUUCACAGGCAUUUAUUCAGGAAAGGAAAAUAUUUAUUCAUCAAUUUUAACUGCACAACAUGCAUAACAGAAGUAUUGCAUAAACAAAAAAGGUACUUUCCAGUGUUUUUUAACCAAUUUGUCAGAAUUAAAAAAGUUUUUCCCCAAAAAACUUAAGUGGAGACAGUUUCCAGAAGUAUAUGUGAGUACAUAUUAAAAAUGUUUGCU